AUGUCAUCCGCAGCUUCACUAACAGGCGUUAUGUGCCGCAUUUUGCUGCUCACAAGCGUUGCAUAUAAUGAUACCAACCAAAUUACAUUGGAAUUUAGCACGCCUCGCUUCGUCGCCCCAAGCUCCAUGUUCUUCUGUUUUACAACGACAAGCAUCACACUAACGGCCGAUACCUUCACCAUCCUAGAACUAAAGCAGGGCGGGACAAUAUUUACGGUUAACGAAAGCACAGAAGUGGGGCCAUACAGUGAUUUCGCGUCAACAAGUUUUUUCUCAUCCGGCACCGGCGAGCUGAAUGCCGUGGAAAUCUCCACAGUCUACGAAGUGCUUGGAACAGACCCCUUCUACGGGGGAAGCUUUAAACUGCAGAGGUACGACGACCUCGUUGUUGACCAGCAGGGCAUCCCCAUCCGCGGGGUGGCGGACUUCCCCGUCGACCCGGCCGCGCCACCCGGCGGCAGCGGUGGUGGACCUCAGAUAGGCAACUGCUUCCUGCUCACAGGUUCCUGGCAGGCGGAUUCGCGGUACCAAAUGACUCUGAGGGUCACCAAUCCGCUGCCGCCAACGCCCGCGGAGGUGCCGUACCCACCGCCGCCGCUGCCGAGCCCUUCGCCGCCGCCGCUGCCGUCGCCGCUGACGGACGGCACGGCGCCGCCGACGUCGCCACCGCAGCCCAGCCCGCCAAGUCCCGCUCCGCCGCCGCCGGGGCCGCAGUACAUGUUGUACAGCAACAACGCGACGCCAAUUCUGUGGGUCGCGCCCGUCACAUACGAGAUUGCAAUGUCUGGCAACGGCUCCGUCACCAACACGCUGCUGUUCUCCGUACGCGGCAAUAAGUACGGCGCCGCAUGCCCGCUUCGGCCCGCCAUUGUGCCGUACAUGGGCACCAUGUUUGACGCCUGCGCAGAGGCCUCGAAGCGGGGGCUGGACGGCAAUGGAACCGUAACGCCCGGCAUCCGCGAUACGUUGCCCUUCACCGCGCCGCCCCUCACCCCCUACACCCUCACCUCCUUCGGAGCCACGUCAUGUACCGCCAGCAGCGGCCAGGUCCUGGGACCCCGGCUUGGCGGCGAGUGCAUCACCUGCGGACUGUACGGCAUUGUCCAGAACGGCAGCUGCACCUGCCCCAGCCACAUCCUGUCCCACCGGGUCGGUGCAGCGGCCUGCGGUGACCCCAUCAGCCCGGAUGGCUCAGCGCGCUCCAUUGCGGACCUGCCCGCCUGGUUGUGUAACACCUUCACAACCGCACUAAAUCAGUGGAAGGCGAAGCGGCUGCUGGAUCACAUAGUGGCGAAGCAGUACAUCCAGGCCUUCACACAGGCGGCUGGUCCUCUGCUGGACUACACCGCCGUGUACGAGGCUUUCCAGACUUUCAACUCGACCCUCAUCUUCGACAGCCGGCGGCCCAACUCGCCCACUCGGGCUCACGGCAUCAAGCCCAACUGUAACCGCUGCACGGCCGGCGCCUUCAAAGAUGUCUACACUAAAAAAAUGACGCCCGUGUUCGACUGGCACUUUGACGCCAUGAACACGUUCCGCUUCAUUGGCUAUGUGCUGGAUAAGGAGCUUGGGGCGCCGUGCCCAGACCUUUGGAACAGCUCUAAUCCCAAAGAGUGGAAUUACGGCUACUACGACCAGAUCAUCUGCAAGCCCAUGCCGCCUGAGACUUGCUGCGGGGCCAACUUUUAUGGGACGACGUCGCCAAGCCUGGAUUGAGGGCGUGAUUACCAAAAGGACAUAAGGGGUUGCCGGCAGCCUGCCGGUUCCACGUUGCCAUGGCCGCCGCUAAGUGUGGAAGGCCAUGAUAGGGGCUUCAGGGCUUAGUCGUGAUAGAGGGAACCAGUGGUUAAAAACUUUAAAUAGCUUUGAUGGCCCAAUUUACUGGGUCGUUAGCUCGUUAGAUCGGUUAUCCUACUGGCCAGGUACCGAAACAACUAGUUACCGACCGGUUUGAUAGAGUUGCAAGAUUCGUAGUUACCGACCGGUUUGGUAGGGUUGAAAAAAUCACAGUUACCGGCCGGUUUGGUAGGGUUGCAGAAAUCACAACGCGUUAUGGUAUUGACAAGCAGAAUGUUGCAUCUUGCAUGUGUGGAGGUUUUGGGGUUGCACAUAUUGCUUUUAUGAGGAUUGUACCCGGAAAGUGUGUGAUCUGGUUAUCGGCCCGCCCCGUGUAACGAACUGUUGGACG
Messenger RNA from Volvox carteri f. nagariensis, 2188 nucleotides. RefSeq lists its product as uncharacterized. The record is from RefSeq and is a predicted model, not a curated record. The transcript is spliced from 11 exons. The coding region runs from base 1 to 1716 and encodes 571 amino acids. NCBI's taxonomy places the organism in Eukaryota, Viridiplantae, Chlorophyta, Chlorophyceae, Chlamydomonadales, Volvocaceae.